AUGACAUCGGGAGUCGAAUCCGGGAUUCUGGGUGACAUCUUCGGCCAUCACCAUCACGAUGAUCAUCACCAUGACCACCACGAUCACCACGAUCAUCACGAUCACCACGACCAUGGACACUACCAUCAUCAUGACACACAUCAUUCUCAUCAUGAUCCCUAUCAUUAUAACCAUCAUACCUACAAUCAUCACUAUCCGCACUAUGACAAUCAUCACUAUCACCAUGAUUCGUAUCAUUAUGAUUAUCAUCAUCAUCACCAU
Mesorhabditis belari is the source of this 261-nucleotide messenger RNA. Lineage: Eukaryota; Metazoa; Nematoda; Chromadorea; Rhabditida; Rhabditidae. The record is from the annotation of a GenBank genome assembly.